AUGAAGCGGUGUUUGCAUUCCUCGCCUCCUCUUGUCUUCAGUUAUCUUUUCCUGUCACCUAUUAUCAAAUCCCAACCUGAUAUGAGCUUUUACAGCUGUCCACGCGACUCCUUUCUUCACUACUAUUCCUGUUGCGACGAUAAUCCGUAUCAGUGCUGCUUUCAUUUCGAAACAUGGGCAGUCUUUGUGAAGUUUCGGUUAGUCAUCGCUAAUUUAUUAAUCACUUGGUAUUCUGUUUUGUUUAUAUUCAUUGACACAUUGACGACAAUCACACCUGGGCGGAAGGUGCCGCGAGAGACUUCACUUGUGACACAUGCGGACUACAUGAUCCAGUUUUACUAUUGUAAUUAUUUGUAA
This is a messenger RNA of Haemonchus placei, 357 nucleotides long. The record is from the annotation of a GenBank genome assembly. NCBI's taxonomy places the organism in Eukaryota, Metazoa, Nematoda, Chromadorea, Rhabditida, Trichostrongylidae.